Ilex paraguariensis (yerba mate) is the source of this 1345-nucleotide messenger RNA. The record is from the annotation of a GenBank genome assembly. Lineage: Eukaryota; Viridiplantae; Streptophyta; Magnoliopsida; Aquifoliales; Aquifoliaceae.
UAGAUCAUGCCAAACUUUUGGCAAAAGCAUCAGCCAAUGGAGGCACUGAUUUAGGAGUGAUCUCUCCAUUAAACUGCCAAAGAUAUCUAAUCCCUUGAAGAGAGUUACCUCUAAGAUGAUCUGAGAUGCUAGGGAAUCUAUUCCUAACUUGUAGACCUUGACGAAGUAGUAUGCAGCUUACACAAUAUCCUCAACUUAUCAAAUCUACAAUAGAAGUACAAUGAAAAUGUAUGAUGACCAAUCAAUGGUGAAUGAAAAUGAAUUGGAUGAAGCUCCCAAGUGGGCACUAUGUCUCUCUCCUGCAACUGUUGCCAUUUGUGUUGGGGAGGAAAAGGCUGGUAUAACAGAGAAAAAUAAUGCCUCUGAAUCAGUGUCUGAAGCAACCUCUGCGGAGACACAAUCAGGACAAAGAAGAGCAACCUCAACACCCGGAGCUGGGAUUGCAAAUCCCUUUGAUUUCUCAGCCAUGGCUGGUCUACUUAAUGAUCCAAGCAUUAAGGAGUUAGCAGAACAGAUAGCAAAAGAUCCUUCAUUUAACCAGAUGGCAGAGCAGCUCCAGAAGACUUUUCAUGGUGCUUCAGCUGAAGAGGCUAUCCCUCAGUUUGAUACGCAACAGUAUUAUUCCACCAUGCAACAGGUUAUGCAAAAUCCUCAAUUCAUGACCAUGGCUGAGCGUCUCGGUAAUGCGUUAAUGACGGAGCCAUCCAUGGCCCAAAUGCUUGAAAAUUUCGCUCAUACGGCAAGUAAAGACCAGAUUGAAGAACGUAUGGCACGCAUUAAAGAAGAUCCAGCUUUGAAACCUAUCUUGGCUGAGAUAGAGACCGGAGGUCCAGCUGCAAUGAUGAGGUACUGGAAUGAUAAAGAUGUUCUGCAGAAGUUGGGUGAAGCAAUGGGUCUUGCUGCUGCAGGAGAUGCUGCCGCUUCUGCUGAAAAUUCUGUGCCUGAUGAGACAGAUGAGGGGAAUGAUGAUGAAUCCAUUGUUCAUAAUACUGCUAGUGUGGGCGAUGUCGAGGGAUUGAAGAACGCACUAGGCUCUGGUGCUAAUAAAGAUGAGGAAGAUUCAGAGGGAAGGACAGGAUUGCAUUUUGCAUGUGGAUAUGGUGAGGUCAAGUGCGCCCAGGUCCUUCUUGAGGCUGGGGCACGGGUGGAUGCUUUGGAUAAGAACAAGAACACCGCCCUUCAUUAUGCAGCUGGUUAUGGAAGGAAAGAGUGUGUAGCACUUCUGCUGGAGAAUGGCGCUGCUGUCACUCUGCAGAACAUGGACGGGAAGACACCCAUCGAUGUUGCAAAAUUAAACAACCAACACGAUGUGCUGAAGCUGCUGGAAAAAGACGCAUUUCUAUAA